CAAACAACUACAACAAAAUUUUUGAAGGCUUCCUCACAAAAAAAAACGCAAAAGAAUUCAGUAAAAUCUGGGAAGAGGGGAUCGAAGACUUGCGCCGAGCACAAAAUUAGAAAAUGGAAGAAGAAAGAAGAAGAUCAGGAGGAAUCUCGCACUGAUGACCACUCCAGCGCUCACCAGAAACAGAGCAAUAGCGAUUGUAACAGUCGUGACCUGCGACUCCAGCGACCACUCCGGAGAUGACUUACGAUAGAGCGGCAGAGAAUUGUGAAUCCUAUGAGGCACGAUGUUCCUCUCCUGGAAGAUGAGAGGCAUGAGUGGGCAAAUAGUGGGAGCUCCAGAUUGUACGGAGUGGGCUGAAGGAGAGGGCUGGGGUGACGUUUGAAGAGCAGGGGUAUAAUUGUCUAGCCGUUCAAAUUUAGUCAUAUUUAGGGUUUAAAAAGUCUGAAGUCCUAUUUACCUUCCCAGCCUUUGUUUUAGUCUUAUUAAUGUCUUUUUCCCUUGUCUUUGGAGGAGACUUUAGACAAACUUCACCCGUUAUUCCUGGAGGAAGCUGUUCAGACAUCGUUAAUGCUAAAAUAAAUUCUUCAUAUCUAUGGGAAGAUUGUCAGGUAUUGUCUCUUACUAAAAAUAUGCGACUCCAAAAUAGUUUGGAUAUGACAAGUGCUACUGAGCUCAAAGAAUUUUCAAAAUGGAUAUUGGAUGUGGGGGAUGGAAAAUAUCAGAGCCAAAUGAUGGUUAUGCAGAAAUAAAAAUUCCAGAUGAAUUCUUGAUUAAAGAAUUUGAUGAUCCAAUAGAUGCAAUAAUCCGAAGCAUAUAUCCUAACUUGCUGGAGCAAUACAAAAAUGAGGAAUUCCUCAAGUGUAGAGCUAUCUUAGCAUCGACUAUUGAAAUUGUCGAUAAAAUUAACGACUAUGUUCUUUCCUUGCUCCCAGGUGAAGACAAAGAAUAUUUAAGUUGCGAUUAUGUAGACAAAUCAGAUGUAGUCGAAGCAGAAGCAUUUGAAGCGUUGACACCAGAGUUUCUAAAUUCCUUGAGGACAUCAGGUCUCCCAAAUCAUAGGAUACGACUUAAGGUUGGGACUCCAGUAAUGUUGUUAAGAAAUAUAGACCAGUCAGAAGGACUAUGUAAUGGAACUAGAUUGAUUGUCACCAGACUGGGAAAUCAUGUCAUUGGAGCAAGAAUCAUGUCUGAAAGCUAUGGUGGAGAUGAGAUUUACAUACCUCGAAUGUGUAUGUCUCCUUCUCAAUCACCAAGGCCUUUUAAACUUAUCAGAAGACAAUUUCCUAUAAUGAUCUCAUAUGCAAUGACAAUCAAUAAAUCUCAAGGACAGUCACCGCAAAGAGUUGGAUUAUACCUGCCUAGACCUGUUUUUAGUCAUGGACAAUUGUAUGUGGCAUUAUCCAGAGUUCAGAGCAAGCAUGGAUUGAAAAUUUUAAUACAUGAUAAGGAUGGAAAAUCA
This is a messenger RNA of Cuscuta europaea, 1459 nucleotides long. The record is from the annotation of a GenBank genome assembly. NCBI's taxonomy places the organism in Eukaryota, Viridiplantae, Streptophyta, Magnoliopsida, Solanales, Convolvulaceae.